UUCUUAAAUAGUAUAAAAUGUUAUGGCUUUCCAAAUCAUGAAUUGCACUUAAAGGUUGGGACUCCUGUCAUGUUGUUGAGAAACAUUGAUCAUUCAAUUGGACUGUGUAAUGGAACACGCUUGGUGAUAACGAAACUUUUCACUCACAUGUUUGAAUGUAAGAUUCUAACAGGAUCAAAUGGUGGACAUAAG
Striga hermonthica is the source of this 192-nucleotide messenger RNA. The record is from the annotation of a GenBank genome assembly. Lineage: Eukaryota; Viridiplantae; Streptophyta; Magnoliopsida; Lamiales; Orobanchaceae.